Molecule: messenger RNA, 354 nt
Organism: Striga hermonthica
Lineage: Eukaryota; Viridiplantae; Streptophyta; Magnoliopsida; Lamiales; Orobanchaceae
Source: the annotation of a GenBank genome assembly
AUGCUAGCCAUGGUGCUCGCUUUAGUGUCGGCCGUCGUGCUUUCGCCGAUUUACGCCGAUCGCCGGCAAAUCGAGACGCGGUGGAGCUCCGGCGGCCUGGUGCUGCCGGUGGUGGUGGUGGCCGGGUUAAUAGUCGCCAUCAGGACGACUAAUUCUUCGUCCAAAAACCAUGUAUUGCAAAAGGUGUCUCAGAAUAAUUGUGGUGAUAUUUAUCGGUCUCCGGAUGAUAAUAACUGUGGGGCUAGUUUGGUAUUCAGGAUUGGGAGCUCAAGUUGGGGUCUAGCAGGGAUUUUGGUGAUGCUUAUUUUUGUGAUUUCAUGGCAGGAUUAUGUGAAACAUAUUUUCUGGAGAUAA